Orycteropus afer afer is the source of this 690-nucleotide messenger RNA. RefSeq names its product chromosome unknown C11orf53 homolog (gene POU2AF2). Lineage: Eukaryota; Metazoa; Chordata; Mammalia; Tubulidentata; Orycteropodidae. The record is from RefSeq and is a predicted model, not a curated record. Gene Ontology annotation, molecular function: POU domain binding; DNA binding.
AUGUCAGGUUACUAUGGUGUCAGAAGAUCUUUCUUAUCUGACUCAGAUUUCCACAACACUAAACAGUUUUCAAAUGACGUCUACACCUCAAGCGUGGCUAAGCCCUUUUCCUGUGAGUCGUCCACAGGCCAGGGCUACCCGGGCCUCCUGGAUUCCUACUUUCCGGAGCCCUACGGAGACUACCGGCCUGCAGCCCUGACUACCAACACGGGUUCCAUGUUCAGCACCUCGCCCCUGCCACCGCUCCUGCCGCCUCCCUUCACCAGCGACCCUUCACACUUUGUAUUCAGGGACUCAUGGGAGCAGACGGUACCUGAUAGUCUCAGCCAGCCAGACCUCGUGCCUGCGGACGCCCUGCAAACCUUGCCACCCAGCACGAGUUGCCUGUCACAGCUUGAGUCGGGGAGUACCGCCCAGCAUAGGAGCUCAAGCUGGGGGGCUACCCUGGCUGGGUCUCAGUCUUACUCGCUGCAUGGCCUGGAGGAGCUGCACCACACGCCAGGGUACCCCACCCCAUCUCCCUACCCCUUCACUCCUUUCAUGACAGUGGCAAAUGACCUAACAUCCAAAGUGGUACCCCUCACAACAGAUGAGGGGGCAGACGCCUCUUCCCUUCACGACUCUUCUCCAUGGACGAAAGAAGAUGGAGGCCUGGCGUGGGGGUCGUAUGAAUGCCACCGGGCCUACUGA